Setaria italica (foxtail millet) is the source of this 1636-nucleotide messenger RNA. RefSeq names its product F-box protein At3g12350. The record is from RefSeq and is a predicted model, not a curated record. Gene Ontology annotation, molecular function: protein binding. Lineage: Eukaryota; Viridiplantae; Streptophyta; Magnoliopsida; Poales; Poaceae. The transcript is spliced from 2 exons. Bases 145 to 1344 code for a protein of 399 amino acids.
UAUUCCACUCGCUCCCUUCCCCCAGCCGCUCGUUCCUCUUCCUCCACGCCUCAGGUGCUCUCCGGUCACCCACCGCCCAUUCGAAUUUGCCAACGUGCACGCGUCGAGAUCUCACGACCGACCCCAGAUCAGAGCGCCGCUACCAUGGGGAGCUCACCGGCGGCGGCGGCGGCGGGGCCGAGCACGGCGCUGGAGGACCUGCCGGAGGACGCGCUCCUCUGCAUCCUCGCCUUCCUCGCGCCGCCCGACGCCGCCGCCGCCGCCUGCGCCUGCCGCCGCCUCGCGUCCGCCGCGUUCUCCCCGGCGCUCCCGCUCGCCCUCGCGCUCCGCCUCGGCCUCCCCUGCCCCCUCCCCUCCCCGCCCUGCCCCGCCGCGGCCCGCAGGCUCCUCCGCUCCCUCCACCGCCUCCGCCGCCUCCGCGGCCUCUGGCGCCGCCUCCCCUCCUCCUCCACCAACUCCCACUCCCAACCCCCGUCCCUCGCCACGUUCGAGUGGGCGGCGGCCCCGCGCGCCACGCUCGCGGCAUCCCUCCUCGCCCCAUCCACCCGCGGCGGCGGCGUCUCCAUGUCCCCCUUCGUCACGCUCUCCAUCGCCGACUCCGGGGACACGGUCGCCGCGGCGGCGGCGGCCGCCGGGGACGUGACGGUCUGCGUCAACUUCGUCGGCAACAACCACAUCGUGGUGGAGGCGGCGGCGGCGGCGGGGGAGGACGAGGAGGUGGAGAUGGUCAGCGGGUCCCCGCCCGAGGAGAUGUACGCGCACUUCGCCAACAGGAGGAGCCCCGGGGCCGGGAGGAGGAGGAGAGCCAAGCAUGGGAGGAGAGGAGCCUUCAUGGAGCCCGAGCACUUCGUCAGGAUCGCGGAUGCUGAGCCCACCCAGGCGCGCCCGAUCCAGGGCCUGUGGAAGGGUAUAUGUGAGGAUAGGACUCCGGAAUUUUACCUUGUCGCCUAUGAUGACAUUGGUGGAGUAACUUGUCGACGAUUUAGUGAUACAAGGGGCCAAAACUCUGGCUACUCUCCUGUCUUUUGGACGGCAGAUACUACAUUUCUUGAACCACCAUUCUCCGAGCAAGAGCUGGAUAAUUAUAGUAACCGCUAUCACAUCCAAGGUGUGACUUCCAACCAUGCAUGCUCUGAGAACAGGGUUAUCUCUCGGAUAUUGUGCAUCAAUUCCAGUCAUGAUGUGGUUGAUCCUCAUCUAUCGACCCCCUUAGAUGACGCGAGAAGUGUGGAGGGAAGGAUUUGGCUAUAUGAGGAUGGAACCUUCGGGUUUGGAUUUAUUGGCAGUAAUUCAGUUAUAGAUCUGAGGCAUGUCUCCUCAGCUGGUUGUAUUCUUGAUACUUAACAUUAAAUCUGGGUCUUGCUGGCACAUAAUCUUUGCCAGCAAAGCCCUUGUACAGUACUUUUAGGGAAAUUCAAUAGUUGGCGUUGAGGCAUGUUGCCUCCAGUUGUUGUACUCUUGAUGCCAAGUCGCUGAAUACGGGUACCGUCUGGCAUGUAAUUGCUGCUAGAAUACCCAUGUAUCCUGAUACUGAACCAAAACUUGGUCCCUUCUGGCAUGUACUUGUUGCUAGAAUACCAAUGUACAUUACCAUUUCUUCAUUGAAUCCCAAUAAAUUGCAACUGUUAUUUCCUCA